GGUACAAGGAGACUCACGUGGCGGUAAAGCUUCGUGAUUGGACAGGAGUCACGCGUUGCUGAACAAUCAACGCAGUUGCCACCGUAAACUCAGUUGAAAAUGUCAAGUAUAUAAAAAUCUCAGUGAUGGUGCAAGUACAGGAUAGAGAAACUGGUUUAUCGAAAAAUGAGUACCUUCUUGCUGGUUCUGUCAGUGGUUUUGUUGCUAGGGCAGUUGUACAACCUUUGGACGUAAUUAAAAUACGUUUUCAGCUACAAAUGGAACCAAUCGAAGUUUCCAGAACGAGCAAGUAUCAAGGUCUUAUGCAAGCCGUCAGGUGCAUAAGCAAGGAAGAGGGCGCUAUUGCUUUUUGGAAAGGUCAUGUUCCUGCUCAAAUGCAGUCGGUUACGUUCACUAGUGUUCAGUUUCUUACUUUUGAAGUGAUUCUUUCGUGGCUGCGUGAAGUCAACAGUCUCCUUAUUUCAGAUAACAAAAUAUUUGGCUUACCUAUUACCUACAAACCUAUUGGUAACUUUCUGUGCGGAUGUGGAGCGGGCUCUUUAGCAGCAGUAGUUACUCAACCACUAGACGUCCUACGCACACGUUUCAUUGCUCAAGGUGAGCCGAAAACUUACGGGAGCAUGUCACAUGCAGCUGUUUCCAUCAUAACUCGUGAAGGUGCUCAAGGGUUUUUCCGUGGGCUUGUACCAUCUCUUCUUCUUAUAGCACCACAAACAGGGAUUCAAUUUGCCAUUUAUCAUUCAUUAAACCAAAUGAUUAAUCAAGGAAAGUAUUAUUUGCAUCCCAAUCUCAUUGAUAAGUCACCACAAUUCCAUAGCGGUAACCGUUCAGUUGGUCCUGUUCAAAGUUUGAUCUCUGGUGGACUUGCAGGGAUUGGAUCCAAAUGUGUAAUAUAUCCACUUGAUAUGGUGAAAAAACGUAUGCAAGUUCGGGGUUUUGAAGAAGCGCGUGCUCAAUUCGGUCGAAUUCCUAUCAGAAAUGAUGGUCUUUGUAGGUGCUUACUUGAAAUAUGGCAAAUGGAAGGAGCUUCAGCAUUUUUUAAAGGAUUAAGACCCACUUUACUCAAGUCUUUUGUUUCUAUCUCGUGUCGAUUUACUGUGUAUGAACAAAUUUGCAGAUUUCUACUUUAUCAAAAGCACUCAUAAAAUCCUAAUCAUAAUGUACCGUGAUAUUUAUCCCUGGAGCUCAAUCCAAGUUUUGUCAAUAAACUUUUCAGCGUUGUAUAUUUUUAGUCUAUUUUUACCAGACAAAACUGUUAAUUAGUCUAAUUAGGGUUGAAUUUUUCGCAUUGAAUCUAUCCUCGACUUGUUCUUCCUUCAAAGCCAGUUAUUUUCAUAUUGUCUUCUCCACAUUCUCUAUAUCUUUAAUAUGACUGUCAUCAUAGUGUUAUAUUUUCUGCUAUCCAGUUGAUCGACUUGUCGUUAUAUCAUCUAUCUUACUCUAUUCUUAAUUUAUGUCUGUCUUUUUUCUCCUUUUUCAUUAUUGUCAUGGUCUUUUAUGUAGAUGUAUACUUUUCCUCUUUUAACUCGAACACUUCUGUCGGCCAAAAAUGAGAUAAAAAUUUCUUGUAGUUGAACAAAUAAGAGAUAAAGUUGGAGAUGUUUGCUUAUUAAUGAUCAUUGUA
Schistosoma bovis is the source of this 1624-nucleotide messenger RNA. NCBI's taxonomy places the organism in Eukaryota, Metazoa, Platyhelminthes, Trematoda, Strigeidida, Schistosomatidae. The record is from the annotation of a GenBank genome assembly.